AUGCAGACGACAAUUGAUGCUGGGAGUCCAUUUUAUAUACAUCCUUUCGAUAGCCCAGGAUCUAGUCUAGUUCCGAUGCCUUUUGAUGGAAUUGGAUACCGCUCCUGGAGGAGGAGUGUACUCAGAGCCCUCUCCGUGAAGAAUAAGUUAGGGUUCAUUACUGGAGAUACUCAAAAACCUCUUGUGACUUCUCCACUCUUUCGCCAAUGGGAAAGAUGUGAUGAUAUGGUCACCUCGUGGAUUCUGAAUUCUCUAUCGAGAGAUAUAGCUGACAGUGUUGAGUAUGUGAAUGAUUCCGUCGAAUUGUGGAAAGAGCUUCAGGAUCGAUAUGAUCAGACGAAUGGGGCCAAAUUGUACCAAAUUCAGAAGGAAAUCAACGAUUUGAGCCAGGGAGUACUUGAUAUUACUGGAUAUUACACGAAGAUGAAGAAACUCUGGGAGGAAUUGAAUACUCUCAGUGUUAAGGCUCAUUGUAGUUGCAUAUGCACCUGUGGAGCGAAGGAGAACAUGCAUAAGGCAGAGCAGGAUAGGAGACUCAUACAGUUCUUAAUGGGACUUAAUGAGAUCUAUACAGUUGUUCGAGGGAGUAUACUUAUGAUGAAUCCGUUACCAAAUAUGGCACAAGCAUUUGCCCUCCUGAUACAAGAAGAAAAACAGAGGGAAUUUAAGCCCAGAAAUCAGCUGGAUAUUGAUUCUACAGCACUGAAUGCAAACCUGGAAGGAAGGAAUUUUAAAACAAACUAUACUGCUGGAACUGGAAACCAAAAUGUGAACAAUAGGGCUCGACCUUUCUGUGAUUACUGCAAACGACAAGGUCACACUAAGGACAAAUGUUAUAAACUCCAUGGCUAUCCUCAAAGCUUCAAUAAAGGAUCACAACAACAACAUAGGCAGGGUAUGCAAGGGUACAACAACAAUACAAGGUUCAAUAAGGGAAGAAAUGUCACAGCAAAUGCAGUGACAAGUGUUGAGGAAGGAGAAAAACUGGAGUCCCAAGGAGAAAGCCAAAACCAAAAUGUCAACCUUACAAAGGAGCAAUAUGGACAGAUUGUCAGCCUAUUGCAACAUUUUCAGACGGGAAGCAUUGGAGAAGGCUCAGCUAGUGUGAACAUGGUUAGUGGAGCAUCAAUGAAUUUUGCAGGUAUGAUUGCUUGCACUUCUUCAAUUGAUUUUGACAACCCAUCAUGUAGAUGCUUUAAUGCAAAGGCUGACUUGUGGAUAUUAGAUUCCGGGGCAUCACACCACAUGACCUUUGAUAAAUCUCAAUUGCACAACAUAGUAAAUCUCCCUUAUCCUCUAUUAGUAAAGCUUCCAAAUGGCUAUAAAGUCAGAGUAAGUGAAAUUGGAAGUGUAUUCCUAACACCUGAAAUCAUCCUGUACAAAGUUCUAUUCAUUCCUUCAUUCAAAUUUAACUUGGUGUCCAUCAGUUCCUUGGCAGUUCAUUUAAAGUGUAUUGCAUCAUUCUCAGACACUUCCUGUCUGCUGCAGGCCCCUUCACUGAAGAGGCCUCUGGAGAUUGGUAAGUUGCUGGAUGGUUUAUAUUUUCUUUGCUCCAGGUGCUUGAAGAAAGGUAGUUCCAAACAGAAAUGUAGUCCUUCUUGUCUUUCCAUUCAUUCUAGUGAUGUAAGGGGUGUACACUGUCUAAUUCAGUCUUUCAAUGCACUUCCAAUUGUAAAUAAUUCCAUUCACAACACCAAGAAUAAAGACAGUAACCCUAUUUUGUUUUCUGGUUCAUCUCAUAUCAAUAAUCUAGAUGUUUUGUGGCAUUUCAGACUUGGCCAUGUGCCUUUUAGUAAAAUGAAAGGAAUUCCUACUAUACCUGUAACCUUUUCUGACAAACAGCCUUUUACAUGCAAUAUUUUCCCCAUGGCCAGACAAUCCAGACUUCCUUUUCUCCAAAGAACGACAGAAACUACUGAAAUCUUUGAAAUACUUCAUGUGGAUUUGUGGGGGCCUUAUCAUGUAUCUACACACAACAACUUCAAAUAUUUUCUAACCCUGGUAGAUGACUACAGUAGGUCCACUUGGACACACCUCCUAUGUUGCAAAAGCAAUGCCUUGCAGAUAAUAAAGGCCUUUACAGCCAUGGUGGAAAACCAAUUCAAGACAACUGUCAAAUGUGUAAGAUCUGAUAAUGGUCUGGAAUUUACCAGCAAUGAAGCUGCCACUUUCUUCCAAUCCAAAGGAAUUAACCACCAGAAAACUUGUCCUUAUACACCACAACAAAAUGGGGUGGUGGAAAGAAAACAUAAAUACCUGCUUGAAGUAGCCAGAGCACUCCUUUUUCAAUCCAGAUUGCCAUUAAAAUAUUGGGGAGAGUGUGUCCUGACAGCAACAUACUUGAUUAAUAGAUUACCAACCAUUCCUCUAAAGAACAAAUGUCCCUUUGAACUAUUAUACAAAAGGAAGCCAAACUACUCUCACUUGAGAAGUUUUGGGUGCUUAUGCUAUCCCACAGUACCAAAACCAUUCAGAGAUAAACUAGAACCAAGAACCAGUCCACAUGUAUUUGUAGGAUAUCCUUUUGGUACAAAGGGGUACAAGGUACUAAGUCUGGCCACUAGGAAAAUACAUGUUUCUAGAGAUGUUACAUUUUACGAGUCAGUUUUCCCCUUCACUCUUAACUCUACAUCAAACAUUCCAUCUAUCCUUCCUAAUAUACCAUUCUUUGAGAAUUCCCCUGAUUCUACUGAUGUUCAACUACACCAUCACAAUAGUGAAAAUACCAAUAACCAGGAAACUACUAGUUCUUCAAACUCCAACACAUCCUCUAAUGUGUCCUCCCCUAUGUCCCCUAGUCAUGAGUUUCAAAUUCCAGUAGACCAACUACAAGAUCUGGUCUCAUCCCCUCAACCUCUGGCAGAACAACCAACCUUCAGGAGAUCCAAUAGGGAGCAUAAAUUGCCAUCUCAUCUAAAUGAUUAUGUUUAUAAAAUACCAAAUCUGAAGUGUACUGCCAAUUUUUCUGUACAUGCCAUGUCUUCUAGUAAUAACCACAUCAUUUCUGAUGCCCUACAUCCUAAUAGUCAGCAUAUUGUAGAGAACAUUUGCAAUGAUAGAAAGCCAACUUCAUAUGAAGAGGCUGCAGUAUAUCCUGCCUGGCAGAAUGCCAUGACAUAG
Nicotiana attenuata is the source of this 3120-nucleotide messenger RNA. RefSeq lists its product as uncharacterized. The record is from RefSeq and is a predicted model, not a curated record. Gene Ontology annotation, biological process: DNA integration. The coding region runs from base 1 to 3120 and encodes 1039 amino acids. Lineage: Eukaryota; Viridiplantae; Streptophyta; Magnoliopsida; Solanales; Solanaceae. The transcript has a single exon. Gene Ontology annotation, molecular function: nucleic acid binding.